This is a messenger RNA of Vitrella brassicaformis, 6127 nucleotides long. The record is from the annotation of a GenBank genome assembly. NCBI's taxonomy places the organism in Eukaryota, Vitrellaceae.
GCACGUCUCACAAUGGGAGGGAAGCGACAUAUAUGCACAUCGCACAUGACAAGCUCAGUCUAUGACUUCUUCUUAAGGGCGUGCUGAUACAUUUCAGCCAGGUCCUGUCUCCCAACUUCCUUCAACGCAUUCGCCAACGACGCGCCAGCCCUCAACUGCACCAAAUAUGGACAUGGUGUCCUAUGUGCAUUACAUAUGUCUCCGGUAAGUGCAUCGCACCUCUUCUUGAGUAAACCUCCUGGCGCUCUUGCUCUUGGUCAUCCUUGCCAGCUGUUCCUGGCCCCAGCUGCUGUCUCUCCUCUGCUGCUUGUGUGCACCGCUGGCUGGGCUGCUGGAGCUCAGCAACGCACCCUGCUUCUUGAACGCUUGAGGGGAGGCCGGUAUGCGGAUGCGGGAAGGGCUGACGGCGGUGGGCACGGCGAAGUCCGCAUCCGACAGGAUGACAUUGGCAGGCGGCGAACGGCUUCUUGUCUUUGACGAGGGACCGUGUUUGGCUUUGCCCUUAUGUUUAGGAGGGGAUAGGCUAAUUGAGGUCCGAGUAAGCAGGGCGGCUUCAGGGGGCACUUCCGUGGCCGCUCGGGAUGAGGGACGGGUGACUCCCUCCUCUGUCAGCUCCUUGGCCAUCUGCACCUUCCGCUUGUCCUCCUUGUCGCGCUGUUUGACGUCAAGAGGAAACUUCCAGUGAGCGACAAUCCCUGAGACGCACACAUUAUAUGCACAGCGUGUCAUGUCUCUCCUGUCUCCCUCCCUCUCUCGGCUGACCUUGCCUGAGCGACCCAAGGUAGGUGCCGUCCUUUAUCGACCACAUGUGCACUGCCAGGUCCUUGCCGCCUCCCACGGACAGCAGACAGGGCAUCGCCGUCGAGUUGCACGCGUGCAGCUUGGCCACUCCUCCCGUGUGAGCCUUGCCCUUCCACCACACGAAGUUGACCUCAGGCCUGGUGCGCAGCAGGUCUUUGAGCGACGGCAAGGCAGCCGAGAAGAUUGAUGCGGCACGGAUGACCUUUGUCAGCGUGUUUAGGAAGCGCAGAUUAGUCACGGGCAGCCCUAUGGAUGUGGCGAUGACAUCGAGCGACGGCAGCUCAUGGUCUUCUGUGUCUCGCUCGUCCUCACUCCCCUCCAUUGUGAGCAUGGUGUCCUUCCUCUCGGGCACCGUAGAUAGGGGCGGCAGAGCGGCAAGGGAGCCGCGCAUCGGUGUACCGGAUGUAGGGGAUGGUGCUGUGGGGGAGGUGGUCUCGAACAUGGUGUUGAUGUUCUCCAUGAAUCGCGAUAGCCUGCGGCUGCGUGCGGUGCUGAUGCUGGCGAACGAGGCAACACGGAGACCUGAGCGAUGCCGAAGCAAGAAAUGGUCAUGACUUCUGAGGUGCGUGAGUCAGCUGUCCUCACGCCUGGUAGCGCUGGGAAGGACGGGCGAUGCUUGUUCGUCUUCAUCAGGUGCUUUUGUCUGGACCUUCUUUUCCCCGGAAUGUGCCGUGGGCCGGAUGCCCCUGGCCGCCAUUUCCUUCUGAUACAGAGGAGACGCUAGCUUUCGAGCCUGACAGAAAUGAGAGGCAACAGAGACACGCUCAUUGACCGUCGUCAUGAUUUGUGAGUGUAAGUACCUUGUAUGCGAUUGCCGUGAUAUCCCAAGAACCGAUGCCGCCCCCCUCACAGCCCACAAACACGCGCCACUCCUUGGGCGAAAUCUCCAGCACCUCCAAACACUGCACGCCAACCACCGGGUCACCCUUGCGAGCACCGACAUGGACGGGGGUGAUCGACUCCCGCUGCUUCGGCACUCUUAUGGGUAUGUCUCCCUCCCACUGGAUGCUCGUACGGCUCCUUCGCGACGCACUGCCCGAUGCAGGCACAUCACCGCCACCCGAAUUCCUCUUCGUGUCUGUCUCCGCUGUCGCCACGACGGCCACAUGCCCCGCCACACGGGCGCUGACACUCCGUUUAUCCUUCUUCUGGGUCCCUUUGACCUCAUCCCCAUUCCAACCAGGAGGAGCCGACUUUGGAGGGGCCGUCGGCGCACAGACGGCUGGCGGCUCUGGCGGCUCGAUCUCUAUGGUUGGCGCGAAGGAGAUCGACCCGUGUGGCCUGCUCCUCUUGCCGCUAGCCUUGAGUGACGACAUGCUGGGACGCGACAGAGGCGUGGGCAUCGCCGGUCCGAUCGGCGAGGACGCCACGGGUGUCUGAAGGAAGGGACGUGGCCGGGAAGGAGUCCUGCUCGGCGUGAGCAUUGAUGGUGUCUGUGGCGUCGUCCGUUUGUCAGUGGAUGGCGCGAGCGAUUUGGGGCUGUCCUCGAUGGCCACGUCUAUGGCAAAGGGGCGCGCUGGGGGCUCUGGCGGGGCUGUGGAUGGGGUGGUGAGGUAUGCACAGUGAAAGGUGUCGUAUUUGGGGAGAGGCUUGAGGCCGUGGAACGUGAGUUUGGCCUUCUCAUCAAUGGUCAGAAAGAGGGGGGCGUUGCGCAGGAAGCAGCACGCGACGAGAUUCUGAGCAAGCAGUGGAAUUUCAGGCUCUGUGCUGUGGGACCUUCCGUAUCUACCAACUUACGGCAGGAAGCUCGGGUUCAUCUUGUUUCUGUUCGGUAGUAGCCUCGAGCUGUGCGGUGUCUGUCUUGUACCAAUGAAUGCUCCCUCCUCCGCCAACCACGGCGAGCAGAUGAUGACUCGCCAGCACAUCCACACCCACAACGUCCACCACAGACAGCGUCAUGCGACGAAGCGUCUGGACGCGCCGGCCUGCAAAAGACGGGACGCUCCUGUAAGGGAAGAUCAACGCAGUUGCCUCCCCUACCGUCAGGAAGCUCCUCGUGUAUUUGGAAGCAGCCCUCAUUGGCGGAGAAGGAGACAAGGUGCUCGCCUGACCACUGAGGCACAGCAGAUGGAUGACACAGGUCGCAACCGACUGACAAUGACUUGAGGAAGCGUGUCUCCAUCAUCACCUUGGCCACUGUUAUUUCCGACGGGUGUGAGUGGAGCGUCUUGAGUCGAUAGCCUGCACAAGGGGUGAAUGGACAAGACGGUCGCUUGGCGUCAUGGCAUUCCUUCACCGGAUGAGAGUGAGUGGAUUGAGAGGCGGCCUUGCUCAUCGCCAAUGACACACUUCCUCUCAGUCGGAUCCACGCUAAAUGCCGUAAUGGACGACGGCGUCAGAUCUGAAAAGGUAGAAGGAGAGGGUCAAGCACUGUCGACCAUGUCUCUCUGGCACUACCCUCAAGCACUCCUUCAAUGUUGCCAUCCAGGGCACUCCACACCGUCACUGAUCUGCCCACGGGCGUCGCGAUCUUCGCAGACAGGCCAACACACAUGCACACGCACUUAUGCUCCGUCGGAAAUGUCUCUCUUUCGAGUGUACGUCCCGCGGGUCACCUGUAGCGUUCGUUUGAAGAGUACUGCAGUGAGUGCUGGUUUAUCCGCCACCACCUUCGGCUCCGUUGACUCGCGGUGCAGGAAGGCCGUGAAGCGACCGCACACUGCAAUGGUGUUCCUUCAUCAAAAAACAACGACACACAAGAUAAUAGACAGGCAGGUCACAGCAAUGGCAACGUCUCACCUGCUGACCGCAGUGAGUUCGUGCGCCUUCAGCGGCUCGUCAUCGAGUAGCUCGCUGGAAGCCUUGAGUGUCUGCACACAUGACAUGCGACGCAGGUCCCAAAUCUGCACAGACAAUUCAUAAGAAGAAAGAGACAUGUCUGUGGGCAUCGUCUGCCUGUCUGAUUGGUGACCUUGAUGUUGCCGCUGACAUCCAGAGACAUGGUUUCCCAGCUGUCGGGUAUUCGCUGCAGACUCAGUAUAGACGACAAAUGUCCCGUCAGAGUCGAUGUACCGCAACCUGUGGACACACACACACACCCAGAGAAUAGCACCACACGUGUGUGUGGUCAGACUGCCGUGGUGGAUAGUUAGGACGUACCGCUGGCAGGGUCCCAUGUGUGAAUGGUAUGGUCAAAUCCAGCAGACAGCAGCAGCCUCAGCUCAGGAUAGAACAGCAGAGACGAUAUGCCCUUAGUGUGGCCAUACAGCCGGUGCUGCUCGCGGCCAUGGAUUGUGUCCCACAACACUAUCUGCCGACACACAUGCAAUCAGCCUGCAUCAUGCCUGCUGCGUCGAAGAGAGCGCAUUGGAUGGAUCAUUACCGUGCUGUCCAUGGACGCAGAGGCGAGCAUCUCGAAGGAGGGCAUCCAGCAGAGAGCCAACACGGGCUGAGAGUGUCCCUUGUCGAUGUCACACGUCAGCUUGAAGCAAUCGUUCAGGUCGGUCACGUCACGAAUACUGACACACACGAGACAUGACGGUGAUGAGUGUGUCGCGGCAGAGUCUGUCCGUGUUUUCAUUCUUCACCCGUUGGGGUCUGGAAAGCUCCAUCCCAUGAUUCUCCCACUGGUGGAAAAGGGAUCGGCGCCGAACAAUCGAUGAUGCUGAAAACAAAGGAGCGGCGUCCGGGCAGGAGGGGAGGGAAAUGACAGGACGUCUUCGUUCCUUCUCACUCACCUGUGCGUCAUACUGCAUGCACGACACAGUCACAGGCUUCAUUACCGCCCCACCGCCCCCAGCCAAGGACACGGACGGCAUCUUGGCCAGAGUGGGGGGCCGCUUCAGUUGCCGCUCGCCACCAUCUUCCUCCCGCGACACGUGCCUGCUGCUGCUGCCCUUCAGCCUCUGAGAAUUGUAGCUCGACAGAGACGCGUUGAAGGGCGAUGCCGAUCCAAUGAUAAUCAUCGACGUGGUCGACUGUGAUGGCGAAGGAGGCACUUUUGGGGUCCACUUACGGACGAGCGAAGCUGUGUUGUCCCAUAUGAUAAUCUGCUUGUCGCAGGCGGAGGUGAGCAGCCACUGGUGAGGCGACGGCAUGUACACCGCUGACAGGAGGUCACGGGUGUGACCCUUGAGACACUUCAGCCGCUCGCCUGUCUUCGGAUGCAACAGCUGACAUAGACAAAACACUGUGACCCAUACAGAAACGAAUUGUCUCCCUUUUUGCUAACCCUGGCCGUCGGUUCCUCUUCCUCGAACUGCAGUAGUCUGUCCAGCUGAGGAAUGUACAUGAUCUGAUGGAAAUGAGUGUGCAGCUCCUCAGGCCGAUAGUGGUACUGAGCCUUGACGGGCAGCCUCGUAAAGGGCCGGCUCUCCACUCCCGUCAUAGUCGCCAUGGCAUCCUUCUCCUCCCAGCUGAUGCCACCCGCGCCCUCUUUCGCCAGCCCUUCGGCCGGCAGACUCGGGCCACUGCCCUUCUGGUCUGCCUUGGGCACAUCCAGGUGCAGGGUGGACGCUGUCUGCAGUGACUUUUGCAAGUGCUGUUUGCGGAGCAGGUCGGAGAUGCAUAUGAAGUGCUGGGUGAGGUGGCUCCAGGUGAUUUCGCCUCUGCUCUCCACAUCGAGGUCGUCGAACAUCACAGCUGGCACACAGACAGGGAGACAUGGAGAGGGGGUGGAGGGCAGGUGAGCGAAGCGGUGUCCUCUUUGCGGACCUGCGGCGUACCAUCGGAGGUGUUCUCGCUCCUCUUCGUCCAGAUCGGCACACACACGACUCUUGGGUGGCGCCAUGUACGGCUACAAGAGAGAAAGAAAACCAGCCGGCCCGGAGAUUCACAUCCACUGCCUUCAAGCAUGCGCACCCACCAUGACGAUGUCGAUGAACGAGGCCAUAUCCACCUGGUCAAAGUGCUCCAGGAACUGACGCUGCAGCUUGCUCAAAUACCGACCAGACAGCACCUGCAACAAGCAAGACACACACAGCCGUUUCCGCAUUGUUACUCACUCACUGCAUGAUCUGAUCACCUGCAGGAACUCCCACUGCGUCAUGCGCACUCGCCGACGAAACCGUGCAUACUUGUUCGGCUGUUUGUUGCACAGCCUCUUGAGGUAGGUGCGCACGCGUAGGCGGAGCCUCAGCUUGAGAGUCAUGAGCUGAAGCUCAUUCAGAUGGGGCGCUGGCGGCAUUGCUCCUCGCUGGGCAGUCGGCGGCGCGGUUCUAGAGGGCAACACCAGGUUGCGGGGCUCCACUUCAGCCUCUCCUUGUAGCAAUGUCUUCCACAUGAUUGAGCCUUCAGCUUAAAGCGGACCCCGGAUUCUGGCACUGCAAACUUCGAUUCGUAGUGCCGUUCUAUGCGCGUUCCUCUGCCGCUUUCAACUUGAAGUUGC